Molecule: messenger RNA, 2509 nt
Organism: Folsomia candida
Lineage: Eukaryota; Metazoa; Arthropoda; Collembola; Entomobryomorpha; Isotomidae
Product: beta-1,3-galactosyltransferase brn
Exons: 8
Coding region: 966-2243 (425 amino acids)
Cellular component (GO): membrane
Molecular function (GO): hexosyltransferase activity
Source: RefSeq, a predicted model, not a curated record
AAAUAAUAGUUCUGCAGUUUAACGUUCGUAAAUUUUUGAUGGCCGUCAAUACUUGAUAAUAAUCCAGCUAAAAGACAGUUUGCAUAUACAUGAGUUUGUAGAAGAGUCGAUGACAAAAACUAAUCAAUAUUUGACGUUGAUGGCCUACCAAAUAAUUCGAGAAUAUUGAGAAACAAUAUGAAAACUCUGCAUAUUAUAUUGUAUCGAGCAUAAAAGCUUUCCUCGGCAAAGCAAAACUAUUUAUUUUCCGUGCCCUUUCUUCGUGUGUAAAUAAAUAAAUAAAUAAACUUUUGUCCGCUUCGACCUCCCAUUACAUUUAAUACGUAUGUACUAUCAACGAACCAAUCUUACAUAAACGAACCAUAUUCUUAUCUUAGCCUAAUUAUGUUGAAUAUACUUUCAUUCAAACCGUUGAGCAUACGUAGAUUAAGGAAUAUCGUUCAUUGCCAACUUUAAACCUCCAGUUAAACGAACCAAAAGGACGAAUCUUUACCACACAUAUCCGUCCGUAAGGUUAGUCAUAUCUUAAAUGACAUUCAAGCCCAAGUGAUUAACACUCUGCCACCAUUAUUAUUACUACCAAGUAACUAAUAAUGUGCUUCCAAAAUGUGUAAGCAAUUAGUACAAUAAUUAUCUUUGAAUAUAAUGCAGUGAGCGAGAUGGUCAAAAGUAGGCACAAUGCGGUGGAGACCAUGACGAGUGAUUCAUGACCAAAGUAAAAAGCAAGAGCAAUGCUUAAAUGUUGUCCAGUAAAUAUUUAAUAGUUGUCUCAACACUCUCAGUAUUGUAUAUUCGCAAAUAAUUACUGUUGUUAUUAUUAUUGUUAUUAAGCAUUACGCCGAUAUAAAGCACAAGAAGUGCAUAACAGAAGAAAUAUUUAGUAAGGUCAAAGGUGGGAUUCAGUUUCGGUUUUCUUCAGUGCGUGCGUGCCACCAUAUUUUAUUUAAAUCUCAUCUGAGAAAACAAUGGGAAUUUUUUCUCCCAAGCCACUCAAGUUAUCGUCUUAUCAAAAUCCAAUCGAUGAUGUAAAGUCAGGGUGGGGGCCAUGCUGUCGACCUGUGUGUGCUAGAACAGGUGGGCGGCGACGGGAGCAGAUCAAAAGAGUCGCGUAUGUACUGUUAUUUUUGUCUUUGGUGGGAUUCUUGGACUAUCUUUCGACGACUUGGGGAGAAAUAGAAAUACAACAAGAAUUUGGAUACCCUCUAAACAUACCAAACUUUCCAGAGGUUGUGGAGGAGUUUAGGUUCAAAGUUGGCAAUUUUGCAUACACUCCUAUAAACUUCAAAUACUCAAGUAUAGACUAUAUCCAUAAGGCUUUGAGCAAAAAUGAGAAGCAAGCCCAUGGCUUACUGGUGUUGGUGAAAAGUGCAAUCAAGAACUUUGAGAAAAGGGAAUCUAUCCGACAAACUUGGGGACAGCUUCAAUACCUCGAGGAUGCAAAAAUUGAUGACAAUCUUCCUUCCAAACUCCUCUUCAUUUGCGGUGUCCCACGAAACAGCGAUUUUGACAGUGUCGAAGAGUUAUUCCCGCAGGAGUGGGAUAAGAAUGACAUUAUUGUUGCAGACUUUUUGGAUGAGUAUGGAAACAAUACGUACAAAUCACUCCUGGCUCUAAGAUGGGCUUCUCAGGAAUUUCAGUCAGACUUUCAGUAUUUAUUGCUGGUCGACGACGACAUGUACGUAGACCUAGUCAAUUUGUCUACAUAUUUAAGAAAUUUUCCGAAACGUACAUUCGAGGAAAAGACAAACCUUCCUGGAUCUCAGUUCCCUAUCUACAGAAUGUCGACAAAGUACAAAAAUAACCACACUCUUAUCACUGGGAAUAACAUCUUGCAAAAGGGUUUAUAUAUGGGUCAAAUUUACUGGAACGCUACGCCCUUGCGAGAGUCGUACUUCAUAUUCCAAGCAAGAAGACGAGAGUGGGGGGUGCAGUUGGGGGACUACAUGUACAAUUUCUAUCCUCCAUAUGCACCUGGAGCGGCCAUUAUCUUCUCGAAGGAAGCAGUCCACAAGUUUUAUUAUGCUUCCUUCUUUGUAAAGCACUUUGCAAUUGAUGAUGUCUACUUGGGAAUUAUUGCCAAAAAGUUGGAGCUCUUACCCGUUCAUAAUCCGCAUUUUUACGCAUGGUACCCAAACAGAGAAAUACAACUGCAUAAGCCAUAUCUCUCUCACUAUCGAAAUGCUUUGAUUGUUGUACAUAUUUUCUGCGUGCUGGUAUCCCAAAAACAAACUCCGCAUCGAUGAGGACCCUUUUUCCGAAGCCAUUGCGAUUCAUGGAUGUCAAUGCGCAGCUCAAAUGGUUGAUCUCUGGGUGAAUAGGAAUCUCACAAACUUGGUGGAAUGCAAUAAACAAGAUCUGUCCAAUAUUUAAGUUGAAAAUUUCGAUAACUUUUAUUUAGUUUUGGACACACUUUUAGAAAAGCCAUAUUAUGAAUGAAUUAAUACAUUAUGUAAUAUGACAAUGAUGGUUAUAUAUUUUUGAAAGUUAUUAAAGAAAAGUGAAUACACAA